Molecule: messenger RNA, 6352 nt
Organism: Salmo salar (Atlantic salmon)
Lineage: Eukaryota; Metazoa; Chordata; Actinopteri; Salmoniformes; Salmonidae
Source: RefSeq, a predicted model, not a curated record
AUGGUACCCUUUCCUCUAUCUUAAGCCGGGGGGUUUAGGUAAUUAAACCAUAGAGAACACCAUAUCAGCAGGGUUGAUUUGCAGGAAGCUGUACAGUGUUAAUAUUGACAAUGAUAAUCACUUUGGUAUAUACCAGUGCAAUCAAAUGUGUUAUUCAAUUGUUUUGAAUGUAGGUCCGCUUGAUAAGUAUUUUCAUGAAAGCGACAACAAUAUAGUUACAUCUGAUACAAGCUGUGCCGUGUCGUCCCAACCCACAUGACUGAUGUGUAACCCCUCCUACUUUAAUUAUCUGCAAUGGAGCUUUUUUUUUUCUACUCUUAAACCAAUGUUGCUCUGUAUCCUCCAUACAGACUCUUCUCAUGCGUAGGCUACAUGCUUUGCAAGGGCGGACCUCUGUAGCUCAGUUAGGUAGAGCGUGGCGCUUGCAAUGACAGGAUAGUGGGAUGGAUUCCCAGGACUUACAAAAAAAGAUGCAUGCAUCACUUGCCUGACUGUGGUGCGUCCCAGAUGAACAUUACUCCACAUCACCAAGUACACCAGGGUCCCCUGACUUGACUUGAAGCGUGUUUUUAUAUCUGAUGUUCUUCCAGAAGACGGAGUACCACUGCACUGUGGCUGGGGACUUCUAGGGAAGAUACCCCUACACUCACUCCACUGUUUGGAAAAGGGUCUCCAGGAGAAUGUUUUGGGGAUGAACUGCUGGAAGAGCAGCACCUUGCUGGACAACCCGUGUGACCCCAGAGAACCAUCUUUACCCCGUCGCCACCUUCGCCCCUCUGUCAGUGCUGCGGAGAGCCCAAAGACUUAGUGUGAGCAGUUGGGGGUCGGGGGGUGGGGAGGGCAGGGGACCUGGGCUGGUGGAUGGAGGAAAGGCACACAUCCCUUCUGCCAGCGAGCCACCCACCCACCCUGAUGGUGUCCCCUGCCCAUGUCGCUCCCACCACCCCUCUGCAAUGGUGACAUGAGAGAAUGUGAUGUGAAGGAGCCUAUUGUAUUUUGGAAGAAGAAUCGCUGCCACCUCUGAAGCAACUGUUGCAUUCUGAUUGCUUUCACCGUGAACUCUGUGACUGAUUCUGCGCAGGGUGAUGUUGCUGCCGUCAUGCGGUCGCCUCCGGCGGCUCUUCCGUCACUCUCACUCCCUCACUCUCCAGACCAGCCUGCUGCUCCUCUUCCUCUUCUGCAUGGUCAGCGUCCUGGUCUCCGCCUACUUCCUCUACGGAGUCAAGCGGGAGCUGGAGCCGGCUGCGGGGGGCGUAGGAGGACCGGAGGAAGGCACUGCUGACUGGGAUGACCCUCGGGCCACCACGCCCUCCACCUCCUCCCGAGCUCUCCCUCCACGCACGGCCAGGCCCUCAGACGCGUCACGCACCGACCCUGUGGUGCUGGUGUUUGUGGAGAGUCUGUACUCCCAGUUGGGCCAGGACAUUGUGGCAAUCCUAGAGUCUGGCCGUUUCCGCUACCGGACCGAGAUCGCCCCGGGGAAGGGGGACAUGCCCACCCUGACAGACAAGGACCGAGGCCGUUUCACGCUGGUCAUCUACGAGAACAUCCUGAAAUACGUCAACCUGGACGCCUGGAACAGAGACCUACUGGACAAGUACUGCGUAGAAUACGGAGUGGGUAUCAUAGGCUUCUUUAAGGCCAAUGAGAACAGCCUGCUCAGUGCCCAGUUGAAGGGCUUCCCUCUCUUCCUCCAUUCAAACCUGGGCCUGAGAGACUGCAGCGUCAACCCCAAGUCCCCCCUGCUCCUCAUCACUAAGGCCCGGGAGGUGGAGCGAGGCCCCCUACCCGGGGACGACUGGACUGUCUUCCAGUCCAACCACUCCACCUACGAGCCUGUUCUCCUAGCCAGGACCCGGGUGCCUGACCUGGGCCCAUCCGGGGUGGGGGUGGGCGGCCCCCUCCAUGCCUCUGUGGUCCAGGACCUGGGGCUCCAUGACGGCAUCCAGCGGGUGCUCUUCGGCAACAACCUCAACUUCUGGCUGCACAAGCUGGUGUUUGUGGACGCUGUAGCCUUCCUGACGGGCAAGAGGCUGUCUCUGGCUCUAGAUCGGUACCUGCUGGUGGACAUCGACGACAUCUUCGUGGGCAAGGAGGGCACCCGCAUGAAGGUUUCUGACGUCAAGGCCCUACUGGAGACCCAGAAUGACCUCCGAACCUUCGUCCCCAACUUCACCUUCAACCUGGGCUUCUCUGGGAAGUUCUUCCAUACUGGUACGGAUGAGGAGGACCUGGGUGAUGACCUGCUUCUCUCCUAUGGGAAAGAGUUCUGGUGGUUCCCCCACAUGUGGAGCCACAUGCAGCCCCACCUUUUCCACAACCAAUCCGUGCUGGCCGAACAGAUGCUACUCAACAGGAGGUUUGCGCAGGAGCAUGGCAUCCCCACCAACAUGGGCUACGCCGUGGCUCCCCACCACUCUGGGGUGUACCCCGUCCAUGUCCAGUUGUACGACGCUUGGAAGAAGGUGUGGGGCAUCAAGGUGACCAGCACGGAGGAGUACCCCCACCUCAAACCUGCCCGCUUCCGACGAGGCUUCUACCACAGUGGCAUCAGUGUGCUGCCCAGGCAGACGUGUGGCCUGUUCACUCACACCAUCUUCUACAAUGAGUAUCCUGGAGGACCCAAGGAGCUGGACAAACUCAUCAACGGAGGGGAGCUCUUCCUCACGGUGCUCCUCAACCCGAUCAGCAUCUUUAUGACCCACCUGUCCAACUACGGGAACGACCGUCUGGGUCUGUACACCUUUAAGAACCUGGUGAAGUUCCUCCAGACAUGGACCAACCUGCGGCUGCAGACCCUGGCACCUGUGCAGCUGGCCCAGCGCUACUUCCAGAUCUUCCCCGAGGAGAGGGACCCCAUCUGGCAGGACCCCUGUGAGGACAAAAGGCACAAAGACAUUUGGUCCAAAGAGAAGACAUGCGACCGAUUCCCGAAGUUGCUCAUCAUUGGACCACAGAAGACAGGCACCACAGCCCUAUAUCUGUUCCUGGGGAUGCAUCCUGAUCUAACCAGUAACUACCCCAGCAAGGAGACCUUUGAGGAGAUCCAGUUCUUCAAUGGUCACAACUACCACAGAGGCAUCGACUGGUACAUGGAGUACUUUCCCCUACCCUCCAACACCAGCUCAGACUUCUACUUUGAGAAGAGCGCUAACUACUUUGACUCCGAGGUGGCUGCACGCCGGGCAGCCGCCCUCCUACCCAAGGCCAAAAUUAUCACCAUCCUCAUCAACCCUGCAGACAGGGCCUACUCAUGGUACCAGCACCAACGUGCCCAUGGUGACUCAGUCGCCCUGAAGUAUACUUUCCAUGACGUCAUCACUGCUGGCCGCAAUGCCCCCAUCAAGCUGCGGGUGCUCCAGAACCGCUGUCUGGUACCGGGCUGGUAUGCCACCCAUCUGGGCCGCUGGCUCAACCACUACCACCCCAGCCAGAUCCUGGUUCUGGAUGGUCAGGUGCUGAGAACAGAGCCUUUUGCUUUGAUGGACAAGAUCCAGAAGUUCCUUGGGCUGACAAACACACUGAACUACCACAAGAUUCUAGCGUUUGAUCCCAAAAAAGGGUUCUGGUGCCAGUUGUUAGAUGGAGGGAAGACCAAAUGCUUGGGCAAGAGUAAAGGACGGAGAUACCCCGACAUGGACACAGAUUCUCGCUCCUUUCUUAGGGAGCAUUACAGGGACCACAACAUAGAGCUGUCCAAGCUGCUCUAUAAGAUGGGCCAGCCUCUGCCCAGCUGGCUCAGGGAGGAGCUGAUCCACAGCAGGUAGCCUCAGCAUGGCCGGGGACACAAGGACAGAGACGCCACCCCAACCUGCCCACACAUAGGGGGUGCACUCUCCCCUCCGCUCCAGCCAGCCAGCGCCACGCGGGGUGACCAGGAGCUGAGGAAGCAGGAGAGACACAGCAGGCCCUCCAUGCCCACUCAACCCAGUGGCCCCCAGCGACCCAAGUUUGGGGUGUGGGCCUCAGAAGGGGAAAUGAGGCAGGGGUGAAGGAGAGACAUGAACUGUGUUUAGGAUUGUUCUAUUUCUUUGUCAGAAAGAAUGACAAAGUGCCCGUCUUGACCGUGGGCACAUGCACACAGCAACGCUGGGGCAAAGAGAGAAGAGGGAUCAAAGAGAUGUAUCAUUUCCUCAAGGAGAACCCAAUGUUAUUAUUCGGUCUCUCACACAGACAGGCAGACACACUCACUCUCUGUGCGCUUUGCAGAGGGCGGAGAAAGACUUUGUUUCUCAGUGCCAGUUAUGAAAAAUACACUAGCCAAUAAUGGAUAUUCAAGUGCCGGAGUGGAAUGUUAAUUUGAAAGUAUUUCUGAAUUUAUAUUUUAAUCAUUAACACUCAUAUAGUGCUGGAUGUCUGUAUUUGUUUCCGAGCUGUUAUGGUUGCACAAUGCAUCGGUCGAGCAUUGUAUGUUCCUUUCAACUGUCCCAUGUUUUUAAUCUGUGUUCAUCUGAAAACAUAACUGGAGUCCAUGAAUUGCUCCCACAGACCACACUGACACUUGACCUUUAUCAUGUCAAGUCAAAUCACCUUUGGGUCUCUAAGACCUUCAAUAUAAUGAAUCCACAGUACAGUGGGAUUAAAAAAGUGAAAAGUGUAAUAUUUCCAAAUGAGACAAGCUUGCGUUGUAAUGGUCAGUGGAAUGUUGUCCUUGGUCGUAACUGCCUUAAUAAUGAAAUAUUGAAACCCAUUCCUAAAUACAGGUGGACCCUACCAUGUCUGUAGAGUACACUACAAACUGAACGUAAAUGUGACAUGAAAAAUGUAGCUGCAUGUUUUAAAGGCCUUAAAGUGGAUAUUGCAAUUUCACUCCAAGGAGACGGACAUCCUCGUCGCCAUCCAACUUGUUACUGUACCGAGCACGUCUCUUGAUUUUCCGCUAAUAGAGCAAGAAGAGCAGGAUGUUGAUUCCUGGUCUUUCCCAACUCAACUGAGUCGAGCUUAGUCACUUCCCUAUUCCUUCUGUCAUCUGAUUUGUCACUCCUUUUGUGCCUGGACAAUAGGUGAGUGCAGAAUAGAAGGAUAUCUUUUGAUCAGCUCCACUGGGGAAGGAUACUGGUGCCCCUAGCCCUUGUCUCCUAGUUUCCAGUUACAGACAACACUGUCUUCCCUUCCACUUGGAAUGACUUUGCCACAUGUUGUCAAACCAACACACCAGAGAAGCGUAGGUCACAGCAACAUAUCUCUAGCUCUGCAGUGGUUGAUUUAGUAUGCCCUUUGAACCCAAGCCCACUAGAUCAGUUGGUAGUGUAAAUGGCGGCCUAUAAGAAGUGGUCCUUAUCCUUCUGUGUAGGAUGGCUCUUAAAGGUUCACACUGUCCCAUGUCAUCCUCAGACAUUAUUCAUCAAUGCAGCUUAUAGUCCUAGCCCACUUCAUAGUGUCCAAUCAGGUGUGUUCUGCAAAGACUUUGAGAAAAUUAAGAGGUGAAAUUGGAUUUGAAGCUGCAAAUUCAAGACUGUUAAUCCCACCCUCUGGAGGAGCUGGGGUGAUCUAUACAGGAGAUUGAGAGCCUUUUCUUUUCUCAGUUUAUUAGUCAAGGUUAUAGGAAUGUAAACUCACAUCAUUUUAUCUCCUGUCAGUUGCUAUGGAUACAUAUACGAAUAAUAUGAACAUAUGUGGGAGGUUGUUUCUUUGUUGUAUUACAAUCCAGUAUGUACAAAUACAUGAUCUACUCUGAAUCCAUGCUCUCCUAGAAGCACAAUAUUUAUUUCUCAACACAGUGUAAGAAGGUUUUGGUACAACUUUCCUGUUAAAGAGAACAGUCCUUGUUUGUGUGAGGGAUUUUGCAGUGCCCCAGAAUACGAGGGUCCAUUUAGCAUUUUGUAUUACUUGGACCCUUGUGAAGAAGUGUGGUUUUAUGGGUCCAUUCUAGAUUAAUUGUAUUUAAGGUACUGAAUCAUGCACCUUGUGUGGCGACACACAUGCAUGCACAAAUGCUGCUCUCAUUUCAAUUUGUUCAAGGAGCUGUACUAUAUUCACAAAUCCUUUGUCUUGUCAUUUCCUUUUUGCUUUUGAGCCGUUUUACAAUGCAAUAUAAAGUACAAGUGUUCUGGUUCAGAGUAUCAGGGAGGGUGUUGUUGUUUGAGCCUAGUCACUACGGUCAGGAGAUGGGCCGAGUGAGUUCCCAUGUCUGGGCAGUUCCUUCUUUACCCCACUCACUCAGCAGAAGUCCCAGUGAAUUUCACUCUGUAUGAUAAUGUUGGACAUUGAGUAGUGAUCAUUCAUUAACUAUAAGGAAAUGAUAAUCAUCUGGACUGUACAAUCAACCAAUUGUUGUUAAUAUUUUUUAUUGUUUGUAGCUAAAAUUUUUGUGAUUUUUAAUUUACAAAUAAAGAAACCACUGUCUUUUAAA